This is a messenger RNA of Osmerus eperlanus (European smelt), 3694 nucleotides long. RefSeq names its product zyg-11 family member, cell cycle regulator (gene zyg11). The record is from RefSeq and is a predicted model, not a curated record. The transcript has 18 exons. Gene Ontology annotation, molecular function: protein binding. NCBI's taxonomy places the organism in Eukaryota, Metazoa, Chordata, Actinopteri, Osmeriformes, Osmeridae. The coding region runs from base 419 to 2641 and encodes 740 amino acids. Gene Ontology annotation, cellular component: Cul2-RING ubiquitin ligase complex.
CUUCCUGUGUCGUAACCCUUGUUUAUUAUCGGCUAGCCUAUCUGUCAAAAUAUUUGCUAGUUGGCAACAAUAUCAUCAAUGAAAUCUUUUCUCGACAAGAUUACUUAGACAUGUCAUGAAGCGUCUGAGCUAUCGAUUUGGAAAUAUGGUUCGAAAAUGAAAUUCAACACGGAUCAAAAUUGUCUAGCGGCAUCAAGAACAGACGAUUUUUUAACAUCAACAAGUUAGCGUACACAGCAGAAAUUGAGCUUGCUCGUUAACGCAGUAGAUAGCCUCGCUAUUUUCAGCAAGCUCUACAGGGCUUUGCAAGCAAAUGAAUUAAGGAAACAGAGGCGGGGUUACUUGUUUUGACCUAGCUUUAUAUAGAUAGAAAUAUACACCGUUUUGUUUAAAACUCGGCCUUGAACAGUUGCUACAGAUGGCCUGCAAUUUUCUGACAACGGACGAGGCGUCUCCCGCUUCUCUCACGGACCUGUGUCUGUCGUACAUGACCUGCAACCUCGAGCGCUUCUGUGUGAAACAGGCAGACGGCUCGCUCUGUCUUCGGGAGUCCCUGGUCUUCCCGCAGGAGCUCGCGGACCAGCUGCUGGCUAAAAUGGCCACGGAAGGGCUGCUGAAUGACAGCACGGUGGGGGUGUUUCGGAGCUGUGAGUACUUGCGUUUGAGGCGAGCGUGUAUCCGCACGGCGAGGAUCUCUGCAGAGGCGUUCCAGCGAGCGCUCUGCCCUCACAGGCUGCUGGAGCUGGACGCGGCCAGGGUCAACGCAGACCUCACCAUCGAUGACAUACUGCAGGGGCUCGCCACCAACAAACACUGCCAGGAGAGCCUGCAGCGUCUGGUCCUGACUGGUCUGACCAUGUCCUCCCUGGAGGAGCCAGGCCACCAUGGCUUCAGCUCCCUGCCCGCCCUGCGCUCGCUGUCCCUGGCCAGCGUGGACUUCUACGACGCGGGGCUGGUGGACGUGUGCUCCCUGGCCCGGCUGGAGAGCCUGGACCUGUCUAACACCUCCGUCACCAACCUGACGCCCCUGCUGGGGCUGAAGGCCCGGCUGCGUUCGCUCACCCUGCACCAGAUGAAGAGACUGGAGAUGAGCACCGCUCAGCUGCUGGCUGUCAUAGGGCAGCUGGACGCCCUGCAGCACCUGGACAUCAGUGAUGAUAAGCAGUUUACGUCUGAUGUGGCACGGCAGCUGCUGUGCCAGCCUGGCAUCCUGCCCAACCUGCUGUCCCUGGACGUGUCUGGCAGGAAGCAGGUGACUGAUGCGGCGGUAAAGGCGUUUGUGGAGGAGAGACCUGGGAUGACCUUUGUGGGGCUUCUGGCCACAGACGCAGGCUUCUCCCCCUUCCUGUCCGGAGAGGGCAACCUGCAGGUGACCGGAGAGGCUAAUGAAUCCCAGAUCUGUGAGGCGCUGCGGCGCUACAGUGAGAGGGAAGGCUUCGUGAGAGAGGCACUCUUCCACCUGUUCAGCCUCACACACAUCAUGGAGAAACCACGGCCAGACAUCCUCAAGCUGGUGGUUCUGGGCAUGACCAACCACCCUGCCACCCUGAACGUCCAGCUGGCAGCCAGUGCGUGUGUGUUCAACCUGACCAAGCAGGACCUGGCGGCGGGCAUGCCUGUCAAACUGCUGGGCACCGUCACACAGCUACUGCUGGCUGCCAUGACGACCUUCCCCAACCACCAGCAGCUGCAGAAGAACUGCCUGCUGUCUCUGUGCAGCGACAGAGUCUUACAGGAGGUGCCUUUCAACAGGUUCGAGGCAGCCAAGCUGGUAAUGCAGUGGCUGUGUAACCAUGAGGAUCAGAACAUGCAGAGGAUGGCUGUGGCUAUCAUCUCCAUCCUGGCAGCCAAGUUGUCUACAGAGCAGACGGCCCACUUAGGAGCAGAGCUGUUCAUAGUGAAGCAGCUGCUUCACAUCGUGCGUCAGAAGGCGUCCCAGGGCGUGGUGGACGCCACCCUGAAGUUCACACUGAGCGCGCUCUGGAACCUCACAGACGAAUCACCAACCACCUGCCGCCAUUUUAUAGAAAACCAGGGUCUGGAUCUGUUCAUCACCGUUCUAGAGUCCUUCCCUACAGAGUCCUCCAUCCAGCAGAAGGUUCUGGGGCUACUGAACAACAUAGCGGAGGUAGGAGAGCUGCACAUGGAGCUGAUGGUGCAGGGCUUCCUGGAUCACCUGCGCUCCCUGCUGCACAGCCCGGAGGUGGAGGUGAGCUACUUUGCAGCAGGGAUCCUAGCCCACCUCACCUCCCGGGGCGAGCGGGCCUGGGGCCUGGGUCUGGAGCUGAGGAACGCCAUGCUGGAGCAACUGCACUCUGCCAUCCUGAAGUGGCCAACUCCAGAAUGUGAGAUGGUGGCCUACAGGUCUUUUGGUCCAUUCUUCCCCCUGCUGGAGUGUUUCCACACUCCUGGAGUGCAGCUGUGGGCAGCCUGGGCCAUGCUGCACGUCUGCAGCAAGAAUGCGGCGCGGUACUGCAGCAUGCUGCUGGAGGAGGGCGGUCUGGAGGGGCUGCGGAGGGUGCACACGCACCCCGACACACACCCCGACGUCAGGGGCCUGGUAGACAGCAUCCUGCUCAACCUGCACACACACGCAGCACGCACCGGCCAGCACACACACACAGAGAGCCAAGCCCCCUAACCUCAUCCAGACCUUGUUUAAAACUCAUCCAGCCAUCCUCCAGACCUCGUCCAAACAUCCCCCAGACCUCAUCCAAACAUCCUCAAGACUUCAUCCAAACAUCAUCCAGACUUCGUCCAAACAUCCCCCGGACCUCAUCCAAACAUCCUCAAGACUUCAUCCAAACAUCAUCCAGACUUCAUCCAAACAUCCCCUGGACCUCAUCCAAACAUCCUCAAGACUUCAUCCAAACAUCAUCCAGACUUCGUCCAAACAUCCUCAAGACUUCAUCCAAACAUCAUCCAGACUUGGUCCAAACAUCGGCACACUCACCCCAGAGUCUGAAGGCUGUGCGAGUGUCUUCACAUGUAUAAUAUGUAUAUAUGUGUGUGUGUGUGUGUGCUGUUCAGUUAGGGCUCAGGGUGAGAGAGACUGUUGAGGUCAGCUGUUCACCAGGGUGGAGAGACACCCCCUCACAGCAGCAGAUAAGCUAGUGACCGUGCAUGAUGGUGUUAGUGUGUGACGCAUGCUGGUGUUUCUGUGAAUGUUCCUCCUCUCCUGGGAAUGUUUGUUCUCAUAUCAGAGUUCCUACCCACCCUACGUGGUCAGUCGUGUCUACAGAGGACUCCAGUGGCAAUAAACAGCCAACUAUAGCUGUGUAGACCUGUGUUUGAGAGAGACAGACGUGUGUGUGUGUUGGGGAUGAAAGCUUGUGACUUUAUACACUACAGUCAGCAGCACAAUGAACUGUGUGUGUGCGUGCGUAUAUAUUUAUCUCGAUAGCGUGGUAAAUAAGAAACUGUUGCUGAGACGGUGUUAAGUGUCGCACGAAAACUGUUCUUUUAGUCCAAACACAGCCUAAAGGAACCGGUGCACUUGAUUCGAGUCACCUACAGUGCAGCCCAUGGAUGGAUCAGCCCCAUACGAGCCGGCUGCAACACUGAUCAAACGCUCCUCAACUGAGAGCUGUCAGCACCAUGACACCUUCCUGUUGACUGACUGUGGGCGGAGCAGGAAGCCAUGUUGCUGCUGUGGUCAGGGGUGAUAUAAUAAAGAACAGACUUAUUGAUGGUG